AUGAAAUUCGGCCAGCAGUUUGAGCAGCUCUCUGUGCCGCGAUGGAAGCUUCAUAACAUCGACUAUAACGCGCUCAAGCAGCACAUCAAAGCGCACACAACCCGCGACCCUGCCGUCGCUACGCCUGUCCCAAUCCCCGGAGGCGGCGGUCGCGAUUCAGCGCUGAUCAAGUUCGAGAAUGACCUCUAUGCUGAGCUCUGCCAGCAACAUGACCGCGUGCAUCUGUUUGUCACCAGCACCGCAGACGAGGUCGCUCGGCGGCUAGCUCAUAUCUCUUCCGUUCUCGACAGAACCCUUGCGCGGCAACCAUCCCUCAAGCGCGUGCAGCGACUCGCGCGAUGCGAACAGGAACUUUUGUCCUGCGCCAACGAUGUCGCGUCGCUGAAGCGGUUUGUUUCUGCGCAGGUCAUGGCGUUUCGCAAAAUUCUGAAAAAGUAUCGCAAGUGGACCGGGUCGACAGCACUAGGGAGCCGCUUUCGCGAUGGAGUGCUGUCCGAUCCUAAGAGCUUUACUCGUCGCGAUUUUAAUCCCUUACAAGUGCAAUGCGACGAGUUGCUCGCAGCCAUGAGAAACGCCAUGCCAGCCGACUGGCGCAAACAAAUCGCCACACAACAGCAACAGGAUCAACAAGCCCAGCAGCAAUUAUCUAGGACAUCCACCAGCGCCUCUAGGACCACGCGAGCGUCUUACUCACGCCCCGAACUAUCCCAAUCCCAAUCCCAACCCCAACCCGAACCCCAACCCCAGCCCGCGGCCUACUGGAACGAGUACGACCACGGCAGCGAGGCUGGCGACGUUGUCAACGGCGACCAGAACGAUGACUCCUACGCCAUCUACGUCAACCCCACCGACACAACCCUCUCCCUACCCAGUCUCGACUCCCUACGCACUGUCUUCGUACACCCCGUCCAGCGCGUUACCUCCUGGUUCACGCGCCGUCGCGCUGGCGGAUACGAAUACCACAGUGCCGGUGAGCGUGGUCCCCUCCUUCCAACAAGCGAUCAUCAAAACUCCCACGAACCCCAGCCCCAGGCCCAAGGGUAUGGCUCAACCCGCUCAGCGAGUAACACCCUCAUCUCGGAGCGCUCUUCCACAUCCUCCGCGUCCUCAACGACCUCCUCAGAAGACGACUUCCCGUCGCCAUUCUCACCACGACGUCAUCCCCAGCGCCAACGCCGGCGCUCUAGCUCUGUCUCGGACUCCCUCAUCUCGCCGCACGACACUUCUCAUCCUUUGCGAAGAGUAGAAGACCCCUUCCUCUGUCGCAGACGGAUCCUCCGCGCCUGGGUGAUGCUCACUUUUUCCCUAGCCGGGGUGUUGGCGCUUGCCGCGGUGGUACCGCUUCUUUUGUUAGGCCCUUAUGCAGCGUCUUCGCCUGGGGAGGAUGCUGAUGAGGGGCUUGAUGAUGCUAACGACGAUAAUGAGGAUGGGAGCGCAUCAUGGCAGAAAAGGCAGCAACUCCUCAUUGCCGUGGCCGCUGUCCUUUUAGCGGGAAGCUUAUGUGUUAACUGCGCGGGCGUGUGUCUCAUGCUGUGGAGGGAGGAGUGGGAACGAUGGGAGGAAGAGCAACAGCAGGGGUUGAUGAUGGGUCCGCAGUGGAUGGUUGUGUCGGGGAGGGGGUUGUUGGGGAGGAGGGAGAGAAGGAGGGAAGGGAGUUGGGAGAUGUGUGAGAAGGUGUUGGGGUGGACGGUUUUCGUGCUGGUCUGUGUCGUGGAUGUGGGGUUGUUGGUUUGGCUUGGGGAGUUGGUGCUUUGGGAUUAG
This is a messenger RNA of Thermochaetoides thermophila DSM 1495, 1761 nucleotides long. RefSeq lists its product as uncharacterized. Gene Ontology annotation, biological process: polyphosphate metabolic process; vacuolar transport; vacuole fusion, non-autophagic. The coding region runs from base 1 to 1761 and encodes 586 amino acids. The record is from RefSeq and is a predicted model, not a curated record. Lineage: Eukaryota; Fungi; Ascomycota; Sordariomycetes; Sordariales; Chaetomiaceae. The transcript is spliced from 2 exons. Gene Ontology annotation, cellular component: vacuolar transporter chaperone complex; fungal-type vacuole membrane.